UUCCAAAGUCAGGAACAACAAAUCAUAUCAAGGAGAAUACACUUUACACCUUCACCUCGUCUUCAUUGUUUUAUUCAUUAAUUAAGAAAGGAAACUACGAAUUCAUAAAAAAAAGAAAGUCAUGCAAUUCACAGGCAGUCGCUACAUUGUUGCAGGAGUAUCAUUGCUAAUUGCCUACAUUGCCAUCUCGAGUCAAGUGUUUGUCUUCAUUCCAUGGCUUUAUUCUAUAUCGUUACAAAGAGCACUCCAGGUCCUGAUACCGUUUAACCUAGGAGUUUUCUUUAUCGGUUGGAACUAUUACCUUGCCUGUACUACUGAUCCAGGAACAACACCGCCUGGAUGGGGCAUACCAGAAGCUGCGGAAAAGAAAUCAAAAGGACUAAUCAAUGGGGUCAAAUCUGCAGGACCAACUGAGACUUUAUCAGAAUCAAGAGCUGAAGGUCAUUCUACAGCCAUUCAUCAUCAACUCCAACAGAAAGUCAAGGAGAAUGAUGGUAGGAGCCAUGACAAUGACGACGGCAAUGACGACAACGACAACGGCAAUGGCAAUGGCAAUGAUAAUGAUAAUGAUAACGACAAUGAUGAUAGUACAUUGGUUCAGAAAACAAAGUCGAAAAAGAAAAAGAAUCCUUUGCCACGAUACUGUCGAACCUGUGAGGCGUUCAAACCACCACGAUCUCAUCACUGUCGAAUUUGUAAGCGAUGUGUUCUCAAGAUGGAUCAUCACUGUCCCUGGAUCAAUAAUUGUGUGGGCUAUCACAAUUAUGGACAUUUCAUCCGCUUCAUCACUUGGGUCACAUUGACAACGGGCAUGUGUAUGGUCCUAUUGGUCUGGAGGAUAGUAGAUGCUAUCCAGAAUGAAAUAUACUAUCUUUAUACGGGCACAGGACCGACAAAGACGCAGAUUAUUUUCAUGGCAAUUAACAUUGCAGUAGAUGGAGGUGUACUUUUGGCAGUAGGGAUUUUGACCAUCUAUCAUCUCUGGAGUAUGAUCACGAAUACUUCGACAAUUGAGGUCUGGGAACAAGAAAAAGUACAGGCCAUGAUCAAGAAAGGCAAAUUACGCAUGACCAAAUUCCCAUACGAUGUUGGUUGCUAUCGCAACUAUCGUCAGGUGCUAGGUCCUCGUAUGUGGCUCUGGCUUUGGCCUCAAAAGAUGCUUGGAUCUGGAACAGAGUUUGAUGUUAUGGACGAUAAGGAUGCAGCCAUGAUCUGGCCUCCGCGCGAAUACCAAACUUCCAAGAAACAAAAUCAAGCAUUUGUCUCAGAGUACACCACUUCAUCCAUUCGACAACGAAGAAAGAGGAACUUGAGCUCUUUAGGAACACCCCUCAGUCCUUCAGAUGAUAUAAAUAAUGACAAUUUCAUCACCCAGACGACAACAUCUACUGCUAUCAGCACAAUUACUAAGAAGCGUCGAAGCGAAGGAGGAGGAGGAGGACAUAAAAGACGUCCUUCAAAAAGCCUAGCCGCACAUCCUCAAUACCCAACACAUGUUCGUCGUGGGAGUGAGGGUUGGAUCGUUCAGGAUUUGACACUGCAGCAGCGUGCAGAAUUAUUUGAUCGUCAACUGCAGUAUCAGCGCGAACAUGGUGACGAUCUUCAAAAUGGAGGUGAAGAGGAUGAAGGAGAGAACGAAGAAGCAGAGUAUCAGGAAGGUCUAUCCGAUAUCGAAGGUAACACAUAUGGUGGACUGCCUGGUGGAAUGCAGGGCAACCCUGACGAUUACAAUUAUUAUGAAGGUUACGAUGUUGCGGACGAGGAUGAGGCACUACAACAACAUGUUUCAAGCUCUGAAGAAGACGAUGAUUUACCAUACGAUGUGAUCAGUGACGAGUAUGACGAUGAUGGAUAUAAUGAUGAAACAUAUUAUCGUGGUCAUGAUGAUUUGGAUCAUGAUGAUUUAGACGAACAUAAUCCCUAUCUUGCCUAUGCAGAUGAGGAUAAUGAGGAGCAGGAUGAAGGGAUCACAGCAGAUAUUGAGGACGAAGUGACCCUUAACGGUCGAGAUCGACACAAGAUCGGGCGCUUCUUUGAAAAUAUGAACCCUACCUCUAUCCACAACCAAGUCGGGAGCGAGGAUGAGGAAAUUGAUGAGUGGUCAGAAGGAGAAGGGUUGGAUGUAGGUUGUCGUCCUCCUACUACUGGGAUAUCAGGAUUAGGCCGUGUGAAUGGUGAACCCAGUGUACGAUAUGAUCCUACAAAAAAGACAUUUUUUACCAUGCUGGUGGAGCGAGAGGAAGCAUUGAAGCGGCAACAAAAGAUUGCAAAGACUGGCAAGCGUUAAUAGAAAAUAAUAAUGAUAAUAGCAUAAAAGUGGG
Lobosporangium transversale is the source of this 2321-nucleotide messenger RNA. RefSeq names its product DHHC palmitoyltransferase-domain-containing protein. Gene Ontology annotation, molecular function: palmitoyltransferase activity. Lineage: Eukaryota; Fungi; Mortierellomycota; Mortierellomycetes; Mortierellales; Mortierellaceae. The transcript is spliced from 4 exons. The record is from RefSeq and is a predicted model, not a curated record. The coding region runs from base 122 to 2287 and encodes 721 amino acids.